AUGACGGAAAUGGAAAGGAAAGCGACGAUCAUCGUCGGCUAUCAGCUGCGAGUGUUGCUGCUAGCGGUGACUUUCGCCGCUGCAAUCCAGAUCGAUAAUCGGCUCGUGCAGCCGCAACAUGAUUGCUUCGAACGAAUAGCACUAGGCGCGAUGCUACCGUUCGAGAAGACGUUCCGGAAUUCGGACACGAACUCGUUGAAGAUCUGCGAAACGCUCUGCCUGAACGACAAGGAGUGUCAAACGUUCGCUUUCGGCAUUUCCGGCCGGGGCAACGGUACGUGUCAGUUGUCGGCAAACACAAUCGAUGCCACCAAAUCACGCCCGGUAGGAACGAUCUUCGAUCCCGACUUUGAUCUGUACGCACGCAAGUACAACUGUUUUUUAGAUGGACCCACAAACCCGCCACCCAAACCGGGAGGCCUGGGUAUCUUCCCGAAUGGUGAGCUACAACCCGGUGGUGGUCCUCAACGGCAGCCUCCACCUCAACUCCCACCAACGGCACAACAACCCCCAAGUGGUGGCGCUUUUCCUCCACCGAACCUUAUCGAACGUCCUGGUCCACCCGUCUUCGGUCCACCGGUGUCUUCCACAGGCAUUGAUUCCCCAACAACGGCGAAUGGUGGCUUUGUGGACAAUUCGCGUCCCACCAGUGAAUACGGAACGACAGCCCCGGGCACGACGUACGGCCAGACGAACGGAGAAACGUUCCCGGAAACGACGGCCCCAGCUGAGGAGUUCUACAGCACUAAGGAUACCUCACGACCGGGCCAAACCGGUGGAAGUCCUUACCUCCCGACGAGCACAGCCGCUGGUCCUCAGUACACUCUGGGCUCCGGAGAACGACUGCCACCUUCUCAGCCGGGUGCGACUAUGCCAGAUCGUGAAGCACCCACGAAAUAUCCGACGGACUUCCGACCAACGUAUGGAGCUGGUGGAGGCGCCCCAGCUGGAGGUCCUUCGAGACCGGGCGGUACUUACCCGUAUCAAUUCCCGAUGUUGUAUGAGACGCACUACCCACUGCCGAAUGACAAGAACGGAUAUCCCGAGAUCUAUGCCCAGAACGUACCCACGCUAGACAACAACUACCUCCGGCCGGAAUACGGUGGAACAAGCUUUGGUAGACCUUCAGGACCUUCGGGGAGCACUCCACCAGUAGGACCUCCAGAGUAUGGUGGAGUUCAUCGGCCAGGAUCUGGUUCGGGUUCCUCGAGCGGAUAUGGAGGCGCUAACAACCCAACUCAACAUCGUCCGUCAUCUCCGAGCUCAAGCGGAUACGGUGGCCAAGCUGUACGUCCGUCGUCAUCCGGGACAGGAUCAGGUCCUUCAGGUUACGGCAUCGUUCGUCCUGCACCGGCUCCACCCAUCGCCCAGCCUGGACCGUCCUCUGGAUCAGGCUACAACGUCCAUGAGGACAAGCUCGAGCUGCACCCGACGUCAUCUUCCAAACGCCCUUGCUACCGUCGGGUGUUGGCCGGAAAGCGUGUCGCCCCACAGUGGGUCCGCAGAACGCUUAUCUGCGAGCGCGUUGAAGACUGCCAACGAGAGUGCGGCGAUGAAAGGCGAUUCUCCUGUGAAGGUUUCAACUAUCGGUUGGACCCCACGGGACGUGGACAGGGUGACUGUGAGCUGAUCGAUCAGCCACUCUCGCAGAUCGAUCUCUAUUCUAGCCCACAUCAGCGUGACUCGAACCUGAUGCGUGAUCCCGACUACGACUACUACGAACGCGAUCGCAGCGCUACGGCCAACUGUCGGCCAAGCUGCAAAGAUUGCAUGCUGAAGCCUUACCGGCCUGGACCGUUGGAGUUUGUUCGACCCACCACGUACCGGCCACAUCAUCCCGAGAGCUACAAGCCUUAUCCAUCGGAACCACUACCUUACGAAGAGGAACACCAUCGGUACAAACCAGUGAUCACUGCGAUCGAUAAGUACCGACCACCGAUGUACGCCAGCCGACCAGAGUUUGAACGUUACAGUCCAUCAUCCAGCUACUAUCCUGCACCUCCAGUGGACUCGUACCGGCCAGUCGUGUCGUACAAACCAUCGUACGGCGCCGAAAUCGAUCGCUACGGUACGCUCGAUCAAGGAUUCUUCAAACCGUACGAACCCCGACCAGAAUACCCACGACCACUUUCCCACCACGAGGACGUGCGUCCACCGGUAGUACAUCGUCCUCGACAUCCGUACGAGGAUCGUGACUCACCACCACCAACGUCUUCCGCGACAAGCGGUGGUUCACAGUACGGUGGAAAACCAAGCACUUUCAUCCCGUACCUGAUCGGACAGAACAUCCACAAGAACGGUGGCGUUUAUGGCGGGUCGUAUGGACCGUCGUUUAACACCGAUUCGUACAAGUCGAUCUCUGAUUACUGGGGGUUGCGGAACGAGAUCAAGCGCUACGAUAGCCCAUCGUUCAACUACUUCGAGCUGCGUAACGAUCAUCCCUUCGAUGACAACAACGUGUGGAGCUAUGGAGGUAGUCGAUACGGCUAUGAGGAGGAUCAUCACUCGCAGCAUCACCAUCCCAUCCAGCCUUAUGGAGAUGGUCCACGUGUGAGCUUUGGGCAGCAAUGGAUUCGCCGGCCAAGCCAUGAGGAAUGUUCGGUGAAGUCAAGUGAAGGCUUCCGGUUGCAUAAGGGCAUUGUGAAGUACGCCCUCAACACACCCACCGUGGUGGAGUGUGAAAGGAUGUGCUAUUCGGAGUCGCGAUUCCGUUGUCUGACAUUCAGCUACCGGUACUCGGCGGUGUCACGAGAGAACUGCCUCUUGUGUGAUCGACCGUUUAAUCUGCUCGAUUUCUACGCAGAUCUCGAGCCAGAUCGAGACUAUGAUAUCUACUCGAUGAGCGAUGAUACGAAGAUCUGCCACCCGGAGCCGAACCACCCGAGAAGGGAUUACAAUGCGCAGUGCUUCAUACGCGUGAUAGACUCGGCGCGGUUCUUCAAGUCGAUCGUGCGAGACUCCCUGACGGUGCGAUCGAUCGGAGAAUGCGAGCUGGAGUGCAUCAAGGCAACGAAGUUCACGUGCCGUGCGUUCACGUACAGCUUCGGGCCAAACAGCAUCAACGCGGUGAUCGACAACUGCCAACUGUCGGAUUGGCCGGUUCGGGAUAUGGACAAGGAUCGACAUCUGGUGCCAGAUGAGAGCUUCGACGUGUUCGAGCGAGCCAGCUAUGGGCAGGGAUGUGAGAUCCAGCCCAUUAUCGACGACAAGCACAACAAGAAGUUCUGCUACCUCGGUUACGGAUCUCCAGCCAAGUUGCUCUCGUCGGCGAUCAAGAAGGUCACCUCAGUGAACACGGAACUGGAUUGCAAGAACGAGUGCGUUCGAUUGCGUGAGGGGACCCACUUCAAGUGUCUGUCGUUUAGCUUUGGCUCUCAGGCGUCGACGUACAACUGCGAGAUGUCGGAUUUGGACCAGAGUGAGCUGAAGCUGGGCGUGCACUACGCACACACGACCGAUCGCGAUUUCUGGCUGUUCGCAUGGAACCCGUUCGACUACACGUGCAGGGAUAAGAUCACGACGAUCAGCGGUGGAACGCGGAUGAACCACGACCGCCGGAUAGACAUCUUCCGUGAACCGGGUGAUGGAAGUUGGCGUCAGUAUACCGUCUCGGGCAAACCCUGCCGCCAAGGUACCAAGUGCGAGCGGAACAAUAUCACAGGGUUUUACUCCUGCGAGAUAGAGGGUGGUGAGAUUGGUUCAUGGGAUUAUUGCUGUAAGGCCGAGCACCCUUGUGGCUACUCGCGAGGGUUCGACUAUCCAUGGUGCUUCGUGGGUGAUGCCCCAGAUCAGUGGCGCAAGUGCAGCGAUAAGUACUUCCCCGCGAAACAGCACGAUUCGCGUUAUCAAAACAAGAAUAAAAAGGGUGAAGUCUAUCAGCCACCACCGAAGCCUGGAGGACUGAGGCAUCUGGACGGUGUGACGGCCCCGGCUGAGCUCUGGCCCGUCACCUAUCUGUACGAGAAGGGGCCACCGAACGCGACCGAGAUCAGCAACAGCGUGAUCGACUGCAAGAAGGAUAAGUGCUGAGAUGCGACCGUGGUCGGGCCCCGACCGGAAACGAAAUCAUACUCAAUGCAACCGAUGGCAGGGCCAAAAGUGCGCCAACACGAACCCAACAUGCAACACAGGACGCUGAGACAUUACAUUGCUAGUAGUACUUUCAUAGUAGGAACGGUAGGUUUAAAUGUAAGGAAGGUGAGAGAUCCCCUUCGUCAGAUAUUCCCUCUAUUUUCUUGAGCAAGCAGAUAUUAGCCGCGCCGGCAGAUCUGAAAUCAGAUUGGUACUACUUCUACAGCAAACUGCCGUGCGGAAGGACACACGCAUCUAAGAGCGGUUAGAUUUUAGGAGCUUAGCUAUUAGCGUUAGUGUGCUGUACACCUUUAGGCUUAUCGUCGGAAGCAAAAAGAAGAAGAUGAAAAAACAGCGAAAAUGCGUCCCCUUGCAUGUAAAGACAUAGAGCGUCUUCAUUCCCUCCUCGGGAAGAUGCGAUACAGCAGUUUAAAUCGCUGGAUUGUGAUAGACGGCGGCAAACCGGCUGACAAGGGUGGCACGGCGGAGGCGAACUUUCCGGCGGAUGAUUUUAUAAUAUUUAUUC
Messenger RNA from Anopheles nili, 4597 nucleotides. RefSeq lists its product as uncharacterized. The coding region runs from base 1 to 4029 and encodes 1342 amino acids. The record is from RefSeq and is a predicted model, not a curated record. The transcript is spliced from 11 exons. Lineage: Eukaryota; Metazoa; Arthropoda; Insecta; Diptera; Culicidae.